Messenger RNA from Batrachochytrium dendrobatidis JAM81, 1142 nucleotides. RefSeq lists its product as uncharacterized. Lineage: Eukaryota; Fungi; Chytridiomycota; Chytridiomycetes; Rhizophydiales. The coding region runs from base 39 to 1115 and encodes 358 amino acids. The record is from RefSeq and is a predicted model, not a curated record. The transcript has a single exon.
AAUCUAUCUGCAGUACUACUAAAUCGACCAUAGGCAUAAUGCCACUUGAUUUUUCUCGAAUUAUUGAUAAUCUCUCUGUCAAUCAUAUUGUCAUUGCGCCUGCCCCAAUCACCACACAUGCUACUCCUCAAACCCACGCCAAUCCAUAUGCUUUGUUGGGCUCUCCCCACCCAUUUCCUUAUAACAUACCCUCCGCUUUCUUGGUGUGUACUCUUAUCCUAACCUGUGUGGUUUUUGCUGGGAUAAUGAUUACGACUGUCAUGUCCGUUCAUUCCCGACGCCUCAAGUCCAGUCGAAAGUAUUCGAGUUCAUCCCAGCAGCAGUCUGCUUCCAAACCUACAACAAGAGAUCAACAACGCCAUUUAUCUCAAUCUAGCCAGCUAACCGUUCAAGGUGUUAUUCACAAUGACAAUUAUUUUCCAUCAAAAAGUACAAACAUUCUACUGGAACGCCAAAACACUCUCACAAGAUACAACAGCACCAGCAAGUCCAGAAUUCCCCCCUGGCAAUUACCCCAGCAAAACUCCAUGGUCAUUGCUGUUGCAACCGAAAAUGAAACCUACAUUGCUCCAAAGAUGCCCUUGAGCAUUCCAACACGAAAGCACUCGAUCGGUUUAAAAUCCAAAUCUGCCUCUACUUUUGACUAUCCGCUAUCCAAUCUCUCCAUUUCAAAUUUAAAAUCACACAGUAGGAGUGAUCUAUCUUAUUCAUCACAGCGGAAUCUCAUUUCUGGUCGCAGCGAGCCCAGCAACCUCGAGCUACAACAGGCAUUGAAUGCCCAAAGACUAUUUAUUGAAAACUCGACAGGUCAGAAAUUAGACUAUUUUGAUCAAGGACAACCUGGUCAAUCUGCUAGGUCAUUGUAUUCAAAAGAGCAAGGCAGAGCUGCAAAAGAUGAAAUCAACUCCGUUUUGCCACGUUUAUCGUUCCAGGAAUCCUCCUACAAUUUUAUGCCAGAGCAAGAGUAUGCCGAUCCUCAAAGAAAUCGCAUCAAUAUUGCGCUUGCAAGCGCUUUGCGAACAACUCGCUUGUCUGUAUCCCAUUUACCCAAGACUGCCGACUCACAUAUGCGUGCAAAAGAACGUGAUAUUCUAGACUCCUACUGGAGUUCAUAAGGUUAAAUAAACUCUUGUUUUUCCUUU